UACCACUGCAGAAACCGUAAAAUAACCUACCGGAGACAAUUGGUCUGACCAUAAAAAGACUUCACAGUAGCAGAGGGGGGAGAGACCGCGCAAAUUACAGGGCUCCGACAAAAGCACAACCUAACGCCGUCGUUUUGGGGGUUUGCAGAAAAUGGCGGAGGUGAUCUCUCUAAUGGACAUCGACGGCGAGGACGAAAGCAGUCAUUCUCCACAACGCAACAAUAAGGGCAAAAACGUUGUCGUUUCAGCUCCUCCGCCGCACAGCAAAGCCACUCUUUGGGUGGAGAAGUACCGCCCUCAGUCUCUGGACGACGUCGCUGCGCACCGUGAUAUUGUUGAAACCAUUGAUAAAUUAGCAAGUGGGAACAGAUUGCCCCAUUUGCUGCUAUACGGACCACCCGGAACUGGAAAAACAUCAACUGUUUUGGCUCUGGCAAGGAAGCUUUAUGGGAAUCAGUUGCCCAACAUGGUUCUUGAGUUGAAUGCAUCUGAUGAUCGUGGUAUUGAUGUUGUGAGGCAGCAGAUUCAGGACUUUGCUAGCACUCAGAGCAUUUCUUUUGGUGCAAAGCCUGCUGUAAAAAUGAUUCUAUUGGAUGAGGCAGAUGCCAUGACUAAGGAUGCUCAAUUUGCUCUCCGUAGAGUCAUUGAGAGAUACACAAAAAGCACUAGAUUCGCCUUAAUUUGCAACAAUGUCAACAAGGUCAUUCCAGCAUUACAAUCGAGAUGUACACGGUUUCGGUUUGCUCCUCUAGAUGCUGUUCACGUUUCAGAGAGGCUUAAAUAUGUAAUUAGCGCCGAAGGGCUUGAUGUUCCUGAAAGUGGUUUGAAAGCGCUCGUGCGGCUUAGUAAUGGCGACAUGAGAAAGGCCUUGAAUAUCUUACAGUCGACGCAUAUGGCUUGUGAGCAGAUCACAGAAGAAGCUGUGUACUUGUGCACAGGGAAUCCUUUGCCUAAAGACAUUGAGCAGAUCUCCCAUUGGCUCCUGAACGAGCCCUUCACUACUGCCUGCAAAAGGAUCUCCGAAAUCAAAACUAGAAAAGGUUUGGCUCUGGUUGAUAUUGUGAGAGAAGUAACCAUGUUUGUUUUUAAGAUUAUGAUGCCUCCAGAAGUUCGCGUUCAGCUCAUUAACGAAAUGGCCGAUAUCGAAUACAGAUUGAGUUUAGCAUGCAAUGACAGGUUGCAGCUCGGUUCACUAGUCGCUGCUUUUACGGUGGCCAGAGCUGCGAUAGUUGCUGCUGUCAAAUGACGUGUUUUUGACACAUGUCCUUCAUUGAUUGGCUGCUGCAAAGUCAAUUAUAUGGUCAAACUCAGUAGAGAUUAUCGCUUUGUUACUUAAUCCUCUCUCUCUCUCUCAACUUAAGGUGAUCUUUUGUACUUGAAAGAGGUAACUUGUCUUAGUUCGUGCAAAUUUACUAGUAACAUUAAAUUUAAUUUUG
Molecule: messenger RNA, 1436 nt
Organism: Erythranthe guttata (spotted monkey flower)
Lineage: Eukaryota; Viridiplantae; Streptophyta; Magnoliopsida; Lamiales; Phrymaceae
Gene: RFC3
Product: replication factor C subunit 3
Biological process (GO): DNA-templated DNA replication; DNA repair
Cellular component (GO): DNA replication factor C complex; nucleus
Molecular function (GO): DNA clamp loader activity; ATP binding; DNA binding
Source: RefSeq, a predicted model, not a curated record